This is a messenger RNA of Phasianus colchicus (ring-necked pheasant), 1806 nucleotides long. NCBI's taxonomy places the organism in Eukaryota, Metazoa, Chordata, Aves, Galliformes, Phasianidae. The record is from RefSeq and is a predicted model, not a curated record.
AAGGGUUUUUACGGGGGGGCUCUGGGGUCUGAGAGGGUCCUAAGGGCUCUGGGGGGCCCUAAAUGUGUGUGCAGGGGAUCUUGUGGGUCUGGGGGGGGCUUAAAGGUUCUGAGGGAGCCCUAAAAUGGCUUUUGAGGUCAGGAAGAAGGGGGACAGGUAUUUACUCCCGGAAAUAAAUCAUUAAAUCUUCUUAAAACCCUUUUUUUUUCCCAAAUACUUUUUCUCUCCCCACCCCAAACCUUCUCUAUUUCCUGCUAAUAACCCAACGUUCCCCCACGUAACUUUUUUCCCUCCUUUAUUCUCCCCAACCCCCUUAAAUAAAUCCUUUUUCUCCGUUUUCCUCUCCCUAAUUUCUCCAACUCCCCCCAAUAACCCCUUUUUCUCUCUUUUCACUCCCCCCAAACUCUUCUAACCCCCCCAAAUAACCCUUUUUCCUCCCUGUUCAUCUGCCCAAUUUUUCCAACUCCCCCUAAAUAACCCCUUUUUCUCCGUUUUCACUCCCCUAAACUCCCCCAACCCCCCCAAAUAACCCCGUUUCCUCCCCGAAUCCUCAGCCCCCCUCCCCUUACCCUCCCCACCCCCCCCUUCCCCACCAUGGCUUCCCCCCCGGCGGAGGCGGUGCUGCUGUUGGAGCCUCGCUACGUCUGCUCCGAGUGCUCCCAGCUGUCCCCAUCGCUGGAGGCCGCCCUGCUGCACCACCAGAGCCACCUGACGGCCGUGGGGGGCACAACCGCAGCCCCCCAAACCCGCCUGGAGCUGCUGGGGCUGCCGGGGGGGGACCUUUUGGCCGUCCCGGAGAGCAGCCACUACCAAUGCUUGGAAUGCGGGCAGCUGCUGCUGUCCCCGGGGCAGCUGUUGGAGCACCAGGAGCUGCACCUGGAGCCCAGCACCAAAACCCAGCAGCAGCCGGUGCUGGGAGGCACCAAACCCCACCUGGCCGUCCCCAACCAGAUCCACUACGAGUGCGUGGAGUGCGGGGCUCUGUUUGGCAGCCAGGACGCCUGGUUGGCGCACCGGCAGAGCCACCGCGAUGCCCACGGCACCGCCGGUACCGCCGGCACCGGCAGCACCAGCAGCAGCAGCAGCAGCAUCCCUAACGCCAGGGUGGACGUGGAGCACUCGUACCGCAAGCCGGAGGAGGAGGAGGAGCUGCCGGCCGGGGUGCAGCUGCUGCUCUACGAAUGCGCCCAGUGCCUGCAGCUCUUCCACAGCCCCAAGGACGUGCUGGAGCACCAGGCCGGCUGCCACCUCCCGGCGCUGCCGCCGUCCGACCACAGCUACGAGGUGAAAGCCGACGGUGCUGACAGUGACGACCACAACCGGCGCCGGCCGCCGGCCGAGCAGCGCUGCUCCGAGUGCCAGCAGCUCUUCCCAUCGCCGCGCCGCCUGCAGAGGCAUCUCCGCUGCCACCGUUUGGGGGCCUUCCAGUGCCCGCUGUGCAGCAAGGUGCUGCCGACGCCGCCGGCUUUGGAGCAGCACCUGGCCGGGCACAGCGCCGAGUCCCACUUCUUGUGCCUGGAUUGCGGUUUGGCUUUCGACACCGAGGCGGUGCUGCUGGCGCACCGGCGCACGCACGGGGCCGAGGCGCUGCACCGCUGCGGGUGUGGGAAGGCUUUUGUGAACAUGACCAAAUUUCUGUACCAUCGGCGCACGCACGGAGCGCUGAGCGGCGGCACCGGGCACAGCAGCAAAGCCGGACCCGAGGAUUUGGUGCUGAGCGACGGCGCUGCCGGCGGGGAUGGGAGCGUGGGGGAGGCCGUGAUGGCCGCCGUGAUGGAGGAGGGAGAGGUGGCGGGUGAGAGGGGG